AUGGCUCGCUCCAUCUUUGACCGACCUCCUACUCCAUACCCCACUCAGGCUCAUCCCCAACCGUUUGCUACGGCCAGGGUACACCAUCCCAUGGCGAUGAUUGUAGAUCACCCUGCACCUGUGACUACUACCACUGGUAGUUUGCCUCUAGCUGCUAGGAUCUCGCCUGCGGGUACUACCCCCGUCAUCAAUGGGCCUCCAUUCCAACUGGCAGGAAGGGGUCCUCCCCCAGCUUACAGUGGCCCCGGUCUUGCGCGACCUGCUCCUGGCUAUCGUCGGUACAAUAUCAGUUUCAACCGCGGCGGUUUUCGAGGGGGAUUCAACCCAGGAUCCAAUUUCAGACCCAGGGGUUCGAUCUCUCCCUUCCAUCAUUUCAAUCAACGACGACAGGCGCCUAGCCGCCCCCGCACUCCGGUUUUCUUUGUUAAUCGGGCUUCAAUCGGUGCUCCCGACGUCCCAGCAACUGCACCCCCCAGUCCUACCACGCCAACCAGCAGCGUGGAGGAACUUAAUCUGGCUCGCUCCAGCUCCUCCGCUCCCAACAGUAGUGUUGCUUCGGCCGAGGACUUCGUCCUUCCUCGGCCUCGCGUUCCAUCCCCUACUCCUGCUGGGAUGUACGACCCUGCCGACUAUCACCUCCUCUUGCGUCACCAGGUGGAGGCUCUGCUCGAUCGACGCGCCGACCCCGCCCGUUUUGAUAGAUAUGCAUUUACACCCCAGCAUAUUGAUGACCUCUACGAGUCCAUCACUACUGCGAUGGUCAACCAUUUCACAACUUACCCUGCUGCUAAUGCAGCAGAGCGCGAGAGCCGGGUUCGUUUAUUUCGAUUUGCGAGUCGUCGCUACCGCACCAUGACUCGUAGAGUUUAG
Molecule: messenger RNA, 870 nt
Organism: Puccinia graminis f. sp. tritici CRL 75-36-700-3
Lineage: Eukaryota; Fungi; Basidiomycota; Pucciniomycetes; Pucciniales; Pucciniaceae
Exons: 3
Coding region: 1-870 (289 amino acids)
Source: RefSeq, a predicted model, not a curated record